CCCUGGCUUCUUUUCCCUGUCCCAACCCAUGUCCUCAUCCCCUUCUGAAAUGUACCUCCAUUCGGAAUAAAUGCACACUCGUCCAUGACCAUUUCCAUCUCUUGGUUCUCUCUCAAAGCCCGCUUCAAUCGCAUAUUCGAUGUCUUCGUAUGCGCGAUUCUGCAGCUCGCCGCUCUCUGCCAAGCGCCGCCGGCUGCGCAAUGAGCGGAUUUGGGCGUUCCUGGACGACCUCGCUUCUCUUCGCUAAGGUAUUUGUGGUCCUGUGCGGUGGUCGGGAUUCUCCAGGCAAGGCCCCUCGGCUCUGUACCGGUCACGCUGCGCCCGAGACACUGCUGCACUGUGCUGGUUGCUGUUAACUCGGUUUAGUAGAGCUGUAUCCAACCUGUAUUUUCGUCCCUGUUCACGCACGUGUCCAACUUGAACCCAAAGAAAGAAACCCGGUCUCAGUCCCAGAUCGUCACAAGAAACACCAUGUCUCUAUCUGCUUUCCCUCUCGCCCCAAAAGAUGCUUUGCUGGAAGCCUACUGCAACUGUAGCUUACGCGAGCUUCCUGUCCCGGCGGCAGUGAUAGAUGUUGCAAAGGUGAAGGCAAACUGCCAGGCGAUGCUCAAUGCCGUACACGAACUUGGGUGCAGCUUCCGCGCUCAUGUCAAGACUCACAAAACGGCAGAAAUCACCAAACUCCAGGUUGGUGCAGAAUGCAAGGAUGUCAGGCUUGUGGUGUCAACCGUGAUGGAAGCAGAACAGCUAGUUCCGCUCCUGACAGAGUACAGGCAACAAGGUGCGAAGGUCAACGUGCUGUAUGGAGUCCCUCUCGGCCCUUCUCACGUACCUCGACUUGCUAGUAUAGCUCGUCAGCUGGGAGAAGGCUCCGUGACUGUGAUGAUUGAUCAUCCUUCUCAAUUGCGGGCUGUGAAGAACUUCAAAGAGGAGGCAGGAUUUCCUGCCUAUUUGUUCAUCAAGAUUGACUCUGGCUACCAUAGAGCCGGAUUGCCCCCAACCUCAACGGACAUGAAGACCCUCGUUCAAGAAGUAAGCAAGGGCGAGCAGCAAGGCAAUCUGAAUUUCCUCGGGUUCUAUUCUCACAACAGCUUGUGUUACCAGGGGUCUUCUCCGGACGAUGCCAUGGACAUGCUGAAGCUGGAGAUUGACUCUUGCAGGGAGGCCUCGCAACACUUUGAAGUCAGGCGUGAAAACGCACUCGUGGUGUCUGUCGGGGCUUCUCCUUCCACAUUGGCAUUGCAAAACAUUGUCCCUUCCGCCCCUAGCUCCUCGUCAUCUGCUCAGCGGCUGGAAGAAUCUUUGGAGCUGACAAAAUCCAACCUGGAACUGGAGAUCCAUGCUGGUGUCUACCCCAUUUUCGAUAUUCAACAGGUGGCCACACACAGCCGCCACUUCACGUCGGAUCCUCAUGAUAGCAUUGCUGCGUCAGUGCUGGCGGAGGUUUGUUCUCUAUAUCCAACUCGCACAGAACAGCCCGAAGCCCUUGUCUCAGCGGGCGUUUUGGCCCUGACGCGGGAGCCAUGUAAGGACUAUGCGGGAUGGGGUGUGGUGAGCCCCUGGAACAUGCCGGAGGGCUACAAAAUCAAUCCCCAGGAACGAAUCAUUGUCAGCCGCAUCAGUCAAGAGCAUGGUAUUUUGGCCUAUGAACAAAACAACCCGGAAAAAGGUCAACUUCCGCUAGAAUAUGGACAAAGGCUCCGGAUUUGGCCGAAUCAUGCUUGCAUUACCCUAGCUAUGUUUGGCUGGUACUUCAUCGUGGAUUCCAGCACUGACUCCCCCGACAAGGUCAUGGAUAUCUGGGUUAGAUGGAGAGGAUGGUGAAGAGAUAUAGGGAAGCAGAUCCUAGUAGGCGGAACAACUACCCAGCAAACCGAAAACACUUUCCUAGCCUCUCUACCUACUACGUGCAUAUUGACCGGUGCCCAUGAAGCUAAAUGAUCUCGCCAAUGCUCAGAAUUGGUGGGCGUUGCAUCCAGCUCGCUAUCGUCCCUAGGUAGGUAUAGGUCAAACAACAGUUUCGGCCACCGAAACGAAAGCGAAGUUGACCCUGCCAUUGAUCGACCUUCUGUGAUCAGUCUUGGUUGUCAUGAGGUCUACGAGGCUCUGGUCUGCCAGUCACAAUCGCCAGGAGCCCUCCCUAGCCGUCUGGUCCACUGUUUCGCCCCGGUCAGUGCCGGUCCACCUGGAUUCUUUUUUGGAGCCCUUAGAGGGUGAGCGGAAAUACUAUCCAGCUGAUGUUGGGUGAUGAAGUUGAGCAAAAUUGCCAUUCAAGGCAACUGACUUGCCUAGCCGGGAUUGGAAGCGUCGAUAGAGGCCGCCGUCCUGUCGACUGUCCCAUGGAAACUAUGCACCUCAUGACGCGGAGGGGGCAUGUCCAUCCCUGAAAGAGCUGUCCCACCACGGAUCGAUCUGAGUUAUUAAACACCAACAUCGGACAGACGUUCCGGCCUAUGGUGCCAAAUAUCUACGGAUCCCCGUCAGCAAAUGGUUGGAACCAGCUUGUUGGACGGCCGUCAUAUCCGAUUAUGUAAUCAUUCCUGUGGAGUGCCGAGACGCGGGAAGAGACCCCCAGUCACCUAAGGUAGUCGGCUUGGAAGGGCUAGAACCGGGUGACCGCCAUAGUAGACGCCUCCCAUCACCACUUCCUCACGGAGAACCCUUUGCAGUGAAGCUGUGUGGCUAUCUUCACCGGCAAGCGGCAUCAAAAGACCUUCUAGAGUCCAGCGAUGAGGCCUUCUGGACCCAGAAUUCUACAAAGCGCACAAGAUUGGUUCAGUCAUGACAUCUGGUGUCUGGUAUCAUUAGACGUAAGGUCUGCUACGCGGAGUAUCAACUACGAUCAAUACGCAAAAGCAUCGCUCUGGUACUAGAAGCUCACUGGCGUAUACACUCAGUCGCUCAAGCAGUCAAUAACUGGUAUAGGACGAUGAUGAAUUUAUCAAGCGAUCCAGCAGCCUCAGGCUGGUAUGGGACUUAGGUAGGUAAGAAUGACCUCUUGGUACAAGGCAUCACUGUAUAUUUACACGUGAGUCACCUGGAUCCUCACCGCGGCCAACAACGCACAGAACACCAAGCAGAAAAGAAGAAAGAAAGAGCAAAAAAGAAUGGUUGGUUUUUGCCAGCGCUCAGAUUCGAACUGAGGUCUCUUCGGAUUUGUGCAGCUUGACUGCGCCCCUACUCGCUCCAAAAUCUUGUCUUCUAUACUUCCAAAUCUCCUUUCUUUUUCUAAAUCGCGACGGGGUUCCUGCCACAACGAAACGUGCUAACCACUGCACUACGCCGGCUGAAGAAGACGCGGAAGUCUUUAUUUGUUGGGAGGAAUUCCGCGAAUUGAAUAUAUAUGUGUUAAGACACUAGUUAGGUGAGUUACCGCAGUGACAAUUCUGGCCUGCGCGGUGAAGUGAAUACCCCUUAGCGUGAAGAGCCAGACGCGAAAGUGACAAAGAAAGUGAGGUGGAAGUGACAAACGAGCAAACAAUGCCAAAAAGGGGGCCAGGGCCACUCAGAAGGAACUCGGAACCAAAUAUCGCGAUAUGGAUGGGCCAUCAUGACGGGGAGGUACGCACACUCUCUCACAAAUAUGAACGGAUUACAAGUAGCUACAGUACCUAGCCAGCGCGGAUACCUACAUUUGGGAGGCCCAUGUUUGAACAGUUCAUGCCAUGGUUUGUUCUUGAAGAGGAUCGGAUUGAGGCGUGUAUCAAUUACCUAUGGCCGUGUACAGAUUGAAGUCAAUUAUCAGAUUCAGAUUAGACCAAGCAGGCUGAUUGCCAGCACCUUUUCUUGCCUGUCGGUGAGCUGUACAUGUAGACUGGCACUUCA
This is a messenger RNA of Exophiala dermatitidis NIH/UT8656, 3825 nucleotides long. RefSeq lists its product as uncharacterized. The record is from RefSeq and is a predicted model, not a curated record. Gene Ontology annotation, molecular function: D-serine ammonia-lyase activity. The transcript has a single exon. NCBI's taxonomy places the organism in Eukaryota, Fungi, Ascomycota, Eurotiomycetes, Chaetothyriales, Herpotrichiellaceae. Gene Ontology annotation, biological process: D-serine catabolic process. Bases 472 to 1824 code for a protein of 450 amino acids.